Manihot esculenta (cassava) is the source of this 1609-nucleotide messenger RNA. RefSeq names its product protein EARLY-RESPONSIVE TO DEHYDRATION 7, chloroplastic. Bases 47 to 1297 code for a protein of 416 amino acids. Gene Ontology annotation, cellular component: plasma membrane. Lineage: Eukaryota; Viridiplantae; Streptophyta; Magnoliopsida; Malpighiales; Euphorbiaceae. The transcript has 4 exons. The record is from RefSeq and is a predicted model, not a curated record.
GUUAAAUCCGUCUCAGCAAACUCAACAUCAUCUUCACAAAAAAAAAAUGUCUUCUACCAAUAAGCUCUACCCAGAAGUCAUUCUCUCAAACCCAGAAGCCAUUUCUGCUUCUUCAUCUUCCUCUUCUUCUUUGUACGCUUCUCUUGACAUGAAAGACCUGGCCGACAAUCUCGUCCCUGAAAACGACGCCGCUUUGCAGGCUUCCAACUCUCAACCUUAUGAGCAACCUCUCAUCACCAUCCCCGGAACGAUAGUCCAUCUUAUUGAGAGAGACCGUAGCGUUGAGCUCGCUUGUGGUGACCUCACCAUCGUCAGUCUUAAACAGGGUGACACAGUAGUUGCUGUUCUUGCUCGUGUUGGAGAUGAUAUUCAGUGGCCUUUAGCUAAAGAUGAGGCAGCUGUUAAACUCGAUGAAUCCCAUUAUUUCUUUACACUUCGCGUUCCUGCAAAUGAAAGAGGGGCGAAUGAAGGUAAGAGUGAGAUUGAAAAGGAGGUUGAGUUGUUGAAUUAUGGAGUCACAAUUGCGUCGAAAGGACAGGAGGGUUUAUUGAAGGAAUUCGAUAAUAUAUUGGAGCGUUAUAGUGCUUUCACGGUGCAAGAAGUGCAGGAGAAAGGGAACUGGGAGUUGAUAUAUGGGAAAACGGCAAGGGGGAUAUCGCCGGAGGAGUUAAAGAUGGAGGAGGAGAAGAAAGAGUUGAUGGAGGAAUCUUCAGCUGCGUAUUGGACUGUUUUGGCCCCAAAUGUGGAGGAUUACAGUGGGUCUGUUUCCAGGAUGAUUGCAGCUGGAUCAGGGCAGCUGAUUAAGGGGAUUCUGUGGUGUGGGGAUGUGACUGUCGAUAGACUGAAGUGGGGGAAUGAGUUCUUGAAGAAGAGGAUGGGGAAGAAAUCAGAUACAGAGAUUAGCCCAGCAGCAAUAAGGAGAAUCAAAAGGGUAAAGAGGUUGACAAGGAUGUCUGAGAAAGUGGCAACAGGAAUCCUUUCAGGGGUUGUGAGUGUCUCAGGACUUGUUACAAGUUCAAUUGUGAACUCUAAAGCUGGGAAGAAAUUUUUUAGUCUGUUGCCUGGAGAAAUUCUUCUUGCUUCUUUGGAAGGAUUUAAUAAGGUCUGUGAUGCUAUUGAGGUUGCUGGAAAGAAUGUCAUGUCAACAUCAUCAGUAGUGACAACGGGUCUGGUCUCGGAGAAGUACGUCUCUAAACGACUCCCUUUCUGUACGGCGAACAGGCAGCGAAGGCGACAAAUGAAGGGCUGGAUGCUGCAGGACACGCCAUUGGCACUGCUUGGGCAGUUCUCAAGCUAAGAAAUGCUCUUAACCCAAAGAGUGUCUUCAAACCCACAACUCUUGCCAAGGCUGCUGCAGAGGCUAAUUCUACUGAAUUGAAGUCUAAAAACAAGAAGUAAAUGUUGCAUAGCUUUUUAUGGGUAGAAGGGACAGAAAAUUAUACGACACUUGUGAUCUUUGUUGCUCUGAGUUUGUAGAAGUUAAGUCUUUUUGGUAGCAUGCUAGAGAAUGUGAACGGGUCAUUUGUAUUUGUUGGCUUAUUAUUUUAUCUGAUGCAUAGUUCUAUAAUUCUGGACAAGUUUAUAAGACGGGAACUAUUAUUGCCAUGUA